Mesoplodon densirostris (Blainville's beaked whale) is the source of this 2715-nucleotide messenger RNA. RefSeq names its product muscle associated receptor tyrosine kinase (gene MUSK). The transcript is spliced from 15 exons. Bases 1 to 2616 code for a protein of 871 amino acids. Gene Ontology annotation, biological process: multicellular organism development; protein phosphorylation; cell surface receptor protein tyrosine kinase signaling pathway. The record is from RefSeq and is a predicted model, not a curated record. Gene Ontology annotation, molecular function: protein binding; ATP binding; transmembrane receptor protein tyrosine kinase activity. Lineage: Eukaryota; Metazoa; Chordata; Mammalia; Artiodactyla; Ziphiidae. Gene Ontology annotation, cellular component: signaling receptor complex.
AUGAGAGAGCUUGUCAACAUUCCACUGGUACAUAUUCUUACUUUGGUUGCCUUCAGCGGGACUGAGAAACUUCCAAAAGCCCCUGUCAUCACCACGCCUCUUGAAACAGUGGAUGCCUUAGUUGAAGAAGUGGCUACUUUCAUGUGUGCAGUGGAAUCCUAUCCUCAGCCUGAAAUUUCCUGGACCAGAAAUAAAAUUCUCAUUAAACUCUUUGACACCCGGUACAGCAUCCGGGAAAACGGUCAGCUCUUCACCAUCCUGAGCGUGGAAGACAGCGAUGACGGCAUUUACUGCUGCAUCGCCAACAAUGGCGUGGGAGGAGCUGCCGAGAGCUGUGGAGCUCUGCAAGUGAAGAUGAAACCUAAAAUAACUCGUCCUCCCAUAAACAUAAAAAUAAUAGAAGGAUUAAAGGCAGUUCUACCAUGUACUACAAUGGGCAAUCCCAAACCAUCAGUGUCGUGGAUCAAGGGGGACAGUGCUCUCAGGGAAAACUCCCGCACUGCGGUUCUUGAAUCCGGGAGUUUAAGGAUUCAUAAUGUGCAAAAGGAAGAUGCAGGACAUUAUCGAUGUGUGGCAAAAAACAGCCUCGGGACGGCAUAUUCCAAGUUGGCGAAGCUGGAAGUUGAGGAAGAGAGUGAACCUGAGCAAGAUACUAAAGUUUUUGCCAGAAUCCUGCGGCCUCCUGAAUCCCACAAUGUCACCUUUGGCUCCUUUGUGACCCUGCGCUGUACAGCAACAGGCAUCCCUGUCCCCACCAUCACCUGGAUUGAAAAUGGAAACGCUGUUUCUUCUGGGUCCAUUCAAGAAAGUGUGAAAGACCGAGUAAUUGACUCAAGACUGCAGCUGUUUAUCACCAAGCCAGGACUCUACACAUGCAUAGCUACUAAUAAGCAUGGAGAGAAAUUCAGUACUGCAAAGGCUGCAGCCACCGUCAGUAUAGCAGAAUGGAGUAAACCACAGAAAGAUAACAAAGGCUACUGCGCCGAGUACAGAGGGGAGGUAUGUAAUGCUGUCCUGGCAAAAGAUGCUCUUGUUUUCUUCAACAACUCCUACAUAGACCCUGAGGAGGCCCAAGAACUACUGGUCCACACUGCCUGGAAUGAACUGAAAGCAGUGAGCCCAUUCUGCCGGCCGGCUGCUGAAGCUUUACUGUGUAACCACAUCUUCCAAGAAUGUAACCCUGGGGUGGCACCUACUCCUACACCCAUUUGCAGAGAAUACUGCCUGGCAGUAAAGGAGCUCUUCUGUGCAAAAGAAUGGCUAGCAGUGGAAGAAAAGACCCACAGCGGACUCUACAGAUCUGGGAUACAUCUGCUCUCCAUGCCGGACUGCAACAAACUCCCCAGCAUGCACUGGGACCCCAUGGCCUGUACCAGACUGCCAUAUUUAGCAUUCCCACCAAUGACGUCCUCAAAGCCGAGUGUGGACAUUCCAAACGUGCCUUCCUCUUCCCUGUCCUCCUUCUCUGUCUCACCUACACACUCCAUGACUGUAAUAAUCUCCAUCAUGUCCAGCUUUGCCAUAUUCGUGCUUCUUACCAUAACCACUCUUUAUUGCUGCCGAAGACGAAAACAAUGGAAAAAUAAGAAAAGAGAAUCAGCGGCUGUAACCCUCACUACUCUUCCUUCUGAGCUCUUGCUAGACAGACUUCAUCCCAACCCCAUGUACCAGAGGAUGCCACUUCUUUUGAAUCCCAAAUUGCUCAGCCUGGAGUAUCCCAGGAAUAACAUUGAAUAUGUGAGAGAUAUUGGAGAGGGAGCAUUUGGAAGGGUCUUUCAAGCAAGGGCUCCAGGCUUACUUCCCUAUGAACCUUUCACAAUGGUGGCAGUGAAGAUGCUCAAAGAAGAAGCCUCAGCAGAUAUGCAAGCAGACUUUCAGAGGGAGGCAGCCCUCAUGGCAGAAUUUGAUAAUCCUAACAUUGUGAAACUCUUAGGCGUGUGUGCAGUGGGGAAGCCGAUGUGCCUGCUCUUUGAAUACAUGGCCUACGGGGACCUCAAUGAGUUCCUCCGCAGCAUGUCCCCUCACCCCGGACGCAGCCUCAGUCCCAGCGACCUGCCCCGUGGGGCGCAGGCCUCCAGCCCCGGCCCGCCGCCCCUUUCCUGUGCCGAGCAGCUGUGCAUCGCCAGGCAGGUGGCCGCCGGCAUGGCCUACCUCUCCGAACGCAAGUUUGUCCACCGGGAUUUGGCCACCAGGAACUGCCUUGUGGGUGAGAACAUGGUGGUGAAAAUCGCCGACUUUGGCCUCUCUAGAAACAUCUACUCAGCUGACUACUACAAAGCCAACGAAAACGACGCUAUCCCCAUCCGCUGGAUGCCCCCGGAGUCCAUCUUCUAUAACCGCUAUACCACGGAGUCUGAUGUGUGGGCCUACGGGGUGCUCCUGUGGGAGAUCUUCUCCUACGGCCUGCAGCCCUACUACGGGAUGGCCCACGAGGAGGUCAUCUGCUACGUGCGGGACGGCAACAUCCUCUCCUGCCCAGAGAACUGCCCCCUGGAACUGUACAAUCUGAUGCGUCUCUGUUGGAGCGAGCUGCCAGCAGACAGGCCCAGUUUCACCAGCAUCCACCGAAUCCUGGAACGCAUGUGCGAGCGGGCAGAGGGGAGUGUGGGUGUCUGAGGUCGAAGAUGGGCAGGUAGAACUCUCCAGUCUCCUCUCGGACUCUAGGAGCCUGCGGAGUCCACCACCAGAGGCCCAAGGAGACCCAGAUAGGAAAUA